Messenger RNA from Adineta steineri, 3819 nucleotides. NCBI's taxonomy places the organism in Eukaryota, Metazoa, Rotifera, Eurotatoria, Adinetida, Adinetidae. The record is from the annotation of a GenBank genome assembly.
AUGUCUACAGAGAAAAAAUCCUCAUCAUGGGAAGAUCUUAUUAAAAAAAAUUGUAGUUUAAAAUCAUGCACUUGUAAAAUUUAUAAUCGUCAGGUAUCGCCGUCUUCCAAUGACAAUGAUAAAUCAUGUUGUUGUGGUCGUUUAAUUCGUUGUCAUAGUUUUAAUGGUAUUAGCCUACUACCUAAAAUUAAAAACAAUGGUGAAACUGAAUGGAAUCCACCAGAUCAUUUUGGUAUACGUGUUCAUUCAACUAAAGUUCCUAUAAAUGUAUUUGGAAGAAUAAAAUCUACUGAUUGUAAAUUUGUUCGAGUAGAUAUUCGAUCAAAAUUAAACGAUAUCUAUAAUUUACUUGUUGAUGAUUGUGGAGGUGUUGAACAUAAGCCAAGUUUAAUAUUAAGUGUUUAUGGUGGUGCAAAAUAUUUUCUUGUACCCGAAAAACUUGAAAAAGAAAUAAUACGAGGAAUUGUUGAUGCUGCUAGUGGAACUGAUACUUGGAUUUUAACUGCUGGAAUUAAUAAUGGUGUAUCAAAAUUAGUUGGGGAAGGUAUUUCACAUUAUCGUCUUUUAAGAGAAUAUCCAAAUAAAGUUAAAUGUAUUGGAAUGACAAUGUGGGGUACAGUUAAUGAAAGUACACGUUUUGAACUAAAACAUACAACAGAUACCUAUCGAAGAGAAUUUCUUCAUCGACAGAUAUCUGAUAAUACUCAAGAAGAUAAAGAAACAAUAGAAAAAAAUCAUACACAUUGUAUUUUAUUUGAUGAUGGUCAAUUAUCUGGAUAUCUCGGUGAUACACAACGUCAUCAACUAGUUACACAUGCAUGUCAACAAGCAAAUCAUACAUGUUAUGCUGUAACAAUUAUUGUAGAAGGAGGCAUAAAUACUCUUGAAGUUAUCAAAAAUGAUAUUAAAGCACAGCGACCUGUUGUACUUAUUAAAGGUAGUGGACGUUUAGCUGAUACACUUGCUACAUUAAUUGAACAAAGUUCAACUAUUGAAAAAAUUGAUCAAAAUUAUCCAACUGAUGAAGAUAUUAAAAAAGUUGUAGAAUAUUUUAUUCCUACCCCGGAUAAUUUUGAUUUUCGUUCAACAAUCGAUCAGAUAAAAAACAUUUUAAUAAAAACUAAUCGAUAUUUCUUAAAUGUUUUUUCUUUAAAUAAUGAUAAUAAUAUGGCUCAGACAAUAUUCAAUGCUAUUUUUGUAAAAAAUAAGAAAAACGUUAUCGGUAAUAAUGAUAACAAUAGAAAAAAUGAAGGAAAUAAUCAAGAACAGCAGGGUCAAAAUGAUGAAAAUAAAUUAAUAGAUUUAGCUCUUGAAUGGAAUUAUUUUGAAGGUGUACUACCAAUUUUACAAACACGACAAGAUGCUAAACUUCGACUAACUGAUCCAGACUCAAUUAAAAAAUAUAUCGACGAUGAAAAAAAAUUAUUUAAAAAAUCACUUGAAAAAAAUCGUCCUAAAUUUGUUGAAUAUUUAUUAGCUGCUAAUUCUGAUCCACUUAUUCUUAUUGAAACUGGAGAUACAUCAACACGUCAUAAAACUAUUUCAAAUCUAUAUGAAGGUUGUCAUGCUCAAAUGAAUAAAAAUCGUUCAAAAGAUAUAACAACAUUAUUUGGUGAAAUUUCAUCGAAAACAACAGAAGAACUUGAUUCAAAAUUAAAAAGAUUUGUUGGUUCAUUUAUUGGACCAAUUUAUUCAUGCGAACGUGAUAGUAUUAAAAUAUGUAUUCGUAUUGAUUUAAAAGCUUUUAUAUGUACUUGCUGUGAAUUGAAACAAGUCGAUGAUAAUCAAACUACUCACGAUCUUAAUCCUAAACAUCCAUAUACAAAAGAUCAUUUAUUACGUGAUCUUUUCUUAAUGUCGAUUUUUUUGGAUAUGCCCGAAAUGGCUAAAAUAAUUCUUAUUCAUAUACCAUUUCGAAUAUGUGCGGCGCUUGUAGCUUCUGCUAUAUUUAAAAGAUAUGCUAAAUCAUCAACAACAAUUUAUCUUAAAAAUAAAUUUCAAAAUCAAGCACUCGAAUUUGAAACAUAUGCAGGAAUGUUUAUUGAUAAAUGUUAUGAAUUUAAUGAAAGAAUAGCUUGCGAAUUACUUUUACGACAAAUACCACUUUUUGGUAAUAUUACACCUAUGCAAGUAGCUAUAUCAAGUGAAAGUGGAAAAUUACUUGAGACAGCUUGUUUUGAUCAGACAUUAGCUCAAGUAUGGUAUAAUAAAUUAUCGAUUAAAAAUCAACAAAUGUCAGCAAAACUCCUACAAAUACCUACAAUAUUAACUUUAGGUCUCUCAGCUCCGCUAGCAAUAACCUAUCGAGAUGUAGAAAUUGAAGUCGCCGAUAGAACAUUAUCAUCAGAUGGUAUAAAUUAUUACAUGAAUAAAAAAAUCUCGACAACACAUCCAUGUACAAAAUAUUGGUUAUUAUUUAAAUAUUUUCAUCAAAGUCCAAUGGUAAAAAUGUGUUAUCAUUUUAUAAGUUACAUUUUCUUUUUACUCGUAUUUAGUUAUAUGAUGCUCUAUCAUCUUGAUUCGGGAGAUCCAGAUAUUAAACCUCAUUGGACUGAAAUUUAUGUUAUUAUUACAAUUUCAACAAUGUUUUGUGAAGAAGUUCGAAAAAUAUAUCAUGAAUAUAAAACACGAAUGACUGAACGAUGGGGUUCAACUGGAUCAUUUCUUCUAACAGUGCUAACCAAUGCAUUUUAUAUAAUACCUUAUUUUCUUUUCUAUUUGGGUCUUGGAUUUCGUUAUCGAGCUUAUAAUGAAAAUAUUAUAUCGACAGCAAGAAUUAUUUGGGCAUUUGAUCUUGAAUUAUGGUAUCUUCGAUCACUUCGAUUUAUUGUGGUUUUAAAAUUCAUAGGUCCAAAAUUGUUUAUGCUUAAAAAUAUGCUUCGAGAUCUAUUUGCUUUUGUCUAUAUAAUCUUUAUAGCAAUAGCUGCAUAUGGUGUGGUAUCUCGAUCAUUAAUUUUUUAUAAACAAAUUCCAUUUACUAUUAAUGAUUUAUUUAAAGGUAUUUUAUAUGAACCAUAUUGGUUUAUAUAUGGUGAUGUUAGUGAUAAAGAUUUACUCGAUGAAAUAAUUAGUAAUGAAACUCAAUCAUAUGUCGCUGAAGCAACAGCUACUCAUGUUUUAUUAGCUUUUCAUAUGUUAUUUAUUAAUAUUCUUAUACUUAAUUUAUUAAUUGCUGUUUUUACUCGUACAAUUGAUGAUAUUCAAGAAAAUACGGAAUUUUAUUGGCAUUAUCAACGUUAUACAUUUGUUCGUGAAUAUUUUGAACGUCCACCACUAGCAUAUCCGCCAUUAAUUAUUUUUACACAUAUUUUUUUUCUUUUUCUUGCUUUAAAACGUAAAUUGUGUCUAAAAUUUUGCAAGAGUCAAGUAACACAUGAAAAUGAUAAAUCACAACCCAAAACAAUAACACGUAUUUUUAAAAUGAUUCCAGUAGGAUCUCAAGUUAAUGAACGAUGGGAUAUAUUUGAAAAUGCAGCAACACAAAGUUAUGCUCGUACAAUUUUUGAAAAGAAUAAAAAGAAAAAUGAUUUAUCAAUUGAUGAAAAUAUUUCAAAAAAUAAACUUCUUACUAUUGAUAAUAAUGAAACACAAUUGGAUAAUAAUGAACAACAAAUAAUAGAAAAUUUAAAAGAAGAAAUAAUGACAUUAAAAUCAGUUGUAACUAAUAAUCAAAAACAUUUAGAAGAAAAUAAUGUACGAAUGGAAAAACAUGCACAUGAGGUUAAUAAAUCACUUGAUUGGAUAAUGCGAGCGAUUGCAAGAGUUAAAAUGAAUGAUCCAGAGAAACCACCGUUGGAUUUAGAAUCGACAGUUUUAUAA